UUGUAUUUUGUUUAUGAUUCGGAUUUGAGUAAGUGAAGUUAGUUGUAAUGUGUUGCAUUUCAUCAUAUAGAUGAGUCAAAUCGAGAAUGUUGGUGGAAGUUUGAAUCAAAUUUGAGUUAGUGGUAGUGUAAUUUGUAAACCUCACGUUAUAAUGUUGAAUAGUUGGUCUUAUGAUGCAAAUUGCUUUCUUAGUAAUAAUUUUGAAGUACUUUGAACCUCUUUAAAUGGAAACCCUGCUCUCUAUGAACGGAUUUACAAAGGCUAUUAAGUAUGCAUGAUUUGUUUGAAUCUUGCUCUAGUUGUUGAACUUGAGUUGUUGGUGAUUUAUCCACUUUUGAAUAAAAGCUUCUUUGCUAAGGUACCCCUUUAUUUGGUUCAGGUGUAUGGAAGAAUGAGCAUGUACUACAAUGUUAAUAUUGUUCAAAGAAUGAAGAAUGAAGUAAAAUUGGAAGCUUUAGACGUUUAUGUUUAAUUUGUGAAAAACUGUAACUUUUUUAGGAUUUCAUUAAACUUUUUUCAGGAAGGAUAUCAAGAAAACUGUAACUAAUUGUUAUUCAAUUUAACCAAAAAUAAGAAAAAAAAACUGGGUUCCGAGGGCAAUAGAACUUGGAGCAGUAGUGGUUUAUUCGCUUGCCUAACGGUGGAUCUUUGUUGUUAAGCAAAACAAAAAAGUAUAUAUAUUAGGAUAUCAAGUAACAUAUUCAGGAAGGACUUCCUGAAAAUUUAAUAUUUAAUUAAAAAAUAAAAUGUUAAGAUAAUAAAUAACAUAUUUAUGAAGACCUUCUUGAAAAUUUAGUAUUUAAUUAAAAGAAAAAUGUUAAGAUAGCAAGUAAACUAUUUAGGAAGGGUUUUUGAAAAUUUAAUAUUUAAUUAAAAAGAAAAAUGUUAGAAUAGCAAGUUAAAAUGUAAAUAUUAACAAAACUUGCAUAUAUAUCAUAUUUAGGAUAUCAAGUAACAUAUUGAGGAAAGGCUUCCAGAAAAAUUAAUAUUUUAUUAAAAAAAUGUUAGGAUAGUAAAUAACAUAUUUAGGAAGACCUGCCUAAAUAUUUGAUAUUUAAUUAAAAAGAAAAAUAUUAGGAUAACAAGCUGAAAUAUUUAGAAAUGGCUUCUUGAAAACUUAAUAUUUAAUUAAAAAGGUAAAAUAUUAGAAUAGCAAGUUAAAAUGUAUAUAUUAACCAAACUUACAUAUAUCAUAUUUAGGAUAGCAAAUAACAUUUUCAAGAAGGACUUCCUGAAAAUUUAAUAUUUAAUUAAAUAAGAAAAUGUCAUGAUAGCGAAUAACAUAUUUAGAAAGGCCUUCCUGAACAUUUAAUAUUUAAUUAAAAAAGAAAAUGUUAGGAUAUCAAGUAAAAUAUUUAGGAAGGGCUUCUUGAAAAUUUAAUAUCACAAUACUAAAAGCCCCAUUUCCUCAAAAUCUAGGCUGCCACGUCACCUAAAAUAAUCAGCCACUCACAACAUUUGGUUUCGGGCUGGGCUUCGAUUUUGUUUCAAUGGGUUUGUUUUGUUUUUCGGUCUGGGCUAAUGGGCUUCGUCUGGUUUGUGUUACGGCUUACUCCUUGACUUAAACUUAGAUCUACGGAGGCAAGUCGCGAGUCUCUCCUUCUCUUCCCCAUUUCUCUUCGUCUUCUCCUCUGUGUUUUGAUCAUCCCAUUCUUCACGAUCGGUUUCUUUCAAUCAAUUCCGCCAUCAAUUUCUUCUUUAUGGUUUCUUUUCAUCUUCCCCCUUUCGUCCUUCUUUAUAUAUUGUUUCUUCCCCCGUGUACAAAUCAAAACCCUAGAAACUCAAUCGAUGGCAAUGAAACCACAUGGGAAGUCGAUUGUGUCCUCCGAUAACGACGAAAAAGUCGUCUUCUUUAAAGAUCUCUCGCUGGGUCCCCACGAAGCUCAGUUGCGGUUUCGGCUCAUCCAUUUCUGGGAGGCUUGGAAUUCGCUAAAGAAGACGCUUAUUGGCAUGGAGAUGCUACUCAUCGACGAACAUGUUAUAGUAAUUAGCCGUUUUUUUAUCAUUUCGAAAGAAGUUUAUGCUUAUCGUUCUUCACUUACGUAUAUUGGUUUCUCUUAUGUUGUUAUUCGCUGGGAACUGUUAUUCAAGGAUUCAUUUCCCCAGGGCGUAUCGAAAAAUAUCUGCCUGAGAUGAAGCGAGGAUCUGUUUACAAACUCAACAACUUCUACGGAUCCAGAAACAAAUCAGUGUUUCGGGUUGCUGAUCAUACCGUUACAGUGUCAUUCUCAUGGAACUCGGAGUUGACGGUUCUUCUAGACUGUCCCACUCAUUUUGAUGCGGACAGUUUCCGGUUCCAUUCAUAUGAAGAGUUUCAAGCUAACUGCGACCUCAAAGGAGACCUCUACAGUAAGCUCUGUGAUUCCCAACGUUAUUUUUUAGUUGAGUUUCUUGAUAAUUAGAAUGUUGCUUAGAUACGUAGAUAUGAAAUUGGUUGAAUCAAUUUUUUGGGUUUGUUCAGUAUUCUCUGAACUCGGUCCUCGGAUUUUAUUAGUUUUUUUUUAUCGCCGUAGAAGAAAUAUAUGCUUAAAAAAAAUAAAAUUAUAAAUACCUGUUGUUUUCAUAUUAGUAUAUUUAGCAUUGUAUAUUGAGAGACAUGUGAAGCUCUUGCGAGGGUACAGAGUUAUUAGCCUACCUUUUAUAAAUAAAGAUAUCUGUCGAGUACGUAAAAACUUGGAUUAUUAGAAUUGCUUAGAUUCUUUUAAACUUAAAGUUUAUAAAAUGUGUAAGACAAAAAAAGUUGACAAUAUUAAAAUAUUUUUUGCUGUGAUUCAUUAAGUUAAUGAAUUUUAAUUUAGAUGUAACUAUUGUGAUGUUUAUCUAGAUGUUGUUGGCCACAUGAAGUUGGUUAAUGGUCAGAGUAUCGUUGAGGCACCAGUUCUUGACGAAGUGGAGAUAGCAAAAGCUAGGCGUGUUCUGAUUCAUAUCCAAUCACAUGAGUAGGUGUACAUUAUUUUUUGGAAACUACUUCUCUUUACUCCUAUUAACUAUUUAGUAUCGUUUUUUUCAGUGGAUCGGUCAUGAAGCUCUACCUUUGGGAUCAGGCUGCAAGAGACUUCUGCAAAAAGUUCAAGUCGUACGAGGACACACCCACUGUGUUACUGGUCACGACCGUUAACACGAAGACUCUCGGAGGUUCUGAUUUUUAUCUAUACUAUAGGUCUCUUACAGUUAUAUAUCAGCAUUUUGUGUUCUUUAAUGGGUUUUUUCAUUUGACAACAGGUACUCUGGCCUUGAACUCAAUGUCCUCUUCGCGUGUGUUUAUGGACUACGAUGUCCAACCUACCAUAGAUUACUUCAGUUGGUUGGGCUCUAAUCCCGAUAUUGCUGAGCAGGUUAAUGCAGAGGUAGUCACCAAACGUGAGACAAUGACUAUAGGGGAAAUAUUCUCCUACAUCGAGCAGGAAUCUGCAAAGGUAAAUUCAAUCUAUAUAACUUCAAUCGCUAAGAGAAAUUUAUAUUCCUAUGCAAAUUCGCAGGACGCCUUCUUUGAGUGCACGGCUACGAUCGAUGACGUAGUGCAUGGUUCUUCUUGGUACUAUAUUGCCUGCAGUGGAUGCCAUUCUAAGGUUAGCAAAGGUCCAACUUCGUUGAUCUGUACAAACAAGAAGUGUGGAAAGGUUAACGUAUCUGGUGUUCCACAGUAAGAACUCUAACCUGGACUUCAAUUAAGUUUUUAUUGGUAUUAGGUUCUCAUUCUUUCAUA
Molecule: messenger RNA, 3706 nt
Organism: Brassica napus (rape)
Lineage: Eukaryota; Viridiplantae; Streptophyta; Magnoliopsida; Brassicales; Brassicaceae
Exons: 2
Coding region: 3021-3647 (208 amino acids)
Source: RefSeq, a predicted model, not a curated record